This is a messenger RNA of Brassica oleracea var. oleracea, 492 nucleotides long. Its product is annotated as transmembrane protein 18. The coding region runs from base 1 to 492 and encodes 163 amino acids. Gene Ontology annotation, cellular component: nuclear membrane. Lineage: Eukaryota; Viridiplantae; Streptophyta; Magnoliopsida; Brassicales; Brassicaceae. The transcript has 4 exons. The record is from RefSeq and is a predicted model, not a curated record.
AUGGAAGAAGUAAGGUCGGCGAUGGAGCAGCAAAUGGAUGUGAUGGCGGAUCUGGUCCAGAAGCUCUCUGGUGAGCUCCGAACCGGACUACAACCUGCCUACGAGAAUUUCAUCGGAUUUUUCCACGCCAUUGAUUGGAAGGAACCUUGGAUAAUGGGAUUAAUGGCGUUUCAUGCUCUGUUUCUGCUUGUUACUCUUCUUUCUAGAAGGCGUCUCAACUUCCACAUGUUCCUCUUCUUAUUCGCAUUGGGUGGGGUAUACUUUGCAGAGAGCCUCAACCGACUCUUGAGAAAAAACUGGAAGAGCUUCUCAACUCAAAACUACUUUGAUCCGCACGGAGUCUUUGUCUCGGUUAUUUGGUCAGGGCCACUUCUGGUCAUUGCAAUGAUAAUCCUGAUAAACGCACUUUUUUCGCUUUGCUACUUAAUAGUAAAAUGGAAGAGAACUGAGCUCAGGCAUCGUGCAAGGCUUGCUCGUUCCAAGCAGGAAUAG